CGACGCUUUUUGGACCACCGUCAGAGACAAAAGUCGUGUCGUUGUCGUUGGUCGCCGUUGUAAACGCGUCGUCGUCGUGCCAUACAGAUUACCGUGUGCCUUGUUUUGCUAGUGUGGUGUGUAGUGAGAGGUCAACCCCGGAACACACGGUUGAGGCAACUGAUACCAGCAGAGUAUACCCUAUGGUUAUGCCGUGCGCGUUGUCAAAGUAGACUCUUCUUUUGGUCCUGUCACCGGCCGCAGCCGCAUCGUAGACUGUGACCUGACCUUAAGGGUUACAUUUAACGAUUCGGGUCCAUUUAAUCGCGACCUCGCACAGCCAGCCACCAAGGUAGCCCAACUAGUGUGUUCCCAAUCUAUCCUGGUGCUGUCCAAUCCGUGCAAACUGUUCGGUGUAGUGCGUGGCGAAAAUUAACCAAGAAGACAAAACGGUUAGAGCCUCCCGCGAAGGAACAGUGAACCGCCACCCAACCUCGCACCUACCCGUGGUUUCGACAUUACCCCCCCCCCCCCCCUCCGCCAGUAUCACAUCCUGUAACACGCGUGCAGUAGUGACGUCGGACGCAAGUGCCAGCGACCAGCAACUGUAGCACGAGGUAAGGUGGCACAUAAGGGCCCAUACUAUCGAUCAACCCUCUCCGAUCUCAUUCGCAUCAAUCAACAGUGGGUGAAGUGAGAGAAAUUGAAAUAGAUUCCAACCACACGGAGUGUUUCACAGUUACCAGAGUGUCGUCAGUGAGUGAGACUUAGCGCACCGGGCUAGCGAUACAAAUUCAUUCACGGAUUCGGCUUCGGCCAUCAGCGGUUCGAGUCCAUGCACUCGAAGCGCGCGUCAUAAAGACUAAAGGCAUCAGACCGCACGACAGCACACACGCACAGAAAAAAAAAUCAUCGAAAUGGAUACCAGCGGACACAUUAACGAAGGAGGCCCGAUGAAAUCGAAGAAUGGGCAGAAGUACACGAUCAACCAGCAGCCCCGUGGCCGCUACUGCUCGAACACCGUGGUCGCUGUCUUUGGCGUCCUGUUUGCGCUGCUGCUGCUGACAACAUUGACGCUGCUGACGUUGAUGGCGCUGCAGCAAGCGAGCAACAAGUGUAUGCUGGCGGAUACGAUGACCACAAGUACUCCGUCCGAUCCGCGACUCAACACCCAGCAAUACUGGGGAACCCACGAGAAGCCCCAUCCCUCCAUGCUGGACGCUGACGACGACUACUCUGAGACGAACACCAGGCGCAAUGCUCUGGCCGGCCCGGAUGACCAAGCUGCAUCGAGAGCUUGGUUCGGCCCUGGUGCCAAUUGGAAGGACGAGGAGCAAGACGAGGCCGAACGAAAUCGUCUCUCGCAGUCCUCCGGCUGGUUGCCGAUCCACUACAGGUUGAUCAUCGAACCGAACGUCGAACGAUCGGUUAUCAACGGUACGGUAACAAUCAACAUAAAACCGAAUACGAACUGGGACAAAACUCGGGACCAGAAGAGUUCACCAAUCGUGCUGGAUGUCAACGAAAUCCGGAUCCUCUCCUGUGAGGUGCUCAGUCUUGCGUCGACCAAAUCCAUCCCAUUCAAAGCCUACUACGGUGCUAAAAACCUAUCGUAUCUGAUUGAACCGGUUCUGAGCAGAGCGGCGGCCGGCAACCUGUCGGUCAAACUGCAAUUCGAGAGCCGACUUAGCGAUACGCUGCAGGGUUUCUACCGCGGCUACUUCCCGGACAAAGAGGAACCAGAUGGUCGCAGCUGGUUUGCCAGUACCCAGUUCUCGCCGAUUGACGCACGGCGUGCCUUCCCUUGUUUCGACAGCCCGGACAAAAAGGCCACGUUCGCGAUCUCGAUCGUGCACCCGAACGAUCGUGCCAUGACUCUCUCGAACAUGGAGCACAUCGGUCACCUGUACGAUGUUGGUCGUGCUCCGGAUUUCGUGCGUGAGGACUUCGCCAUCACGCCACGCAUGUCCACCUACCUAGUGGCUUUCAUCACGUCCAACCUGCAGCUCGCUCAGCGCUCCGAAGGAUUUAAACCAAUAGUAAACGUUUGGACGCGGGCGGAGGUGCGCCAACAGGGGAGCUACGUGCACCGGCUGACCAUGCGCUUGCUACCAUUCCUUGAGACAUACUUCGGGAUGCCCUACCACCUGUCCAAACUCGAUCUCGUCGCCGUGCCGGACUUUGGCUUCCGUGCAAUGGAAAACUGGGGCUUGAUCACAUUCAGAGAAUCAGCCUUGCUAGUGCCGGAAGAUGACAACCGAAGCUCGUCGGCAAAGCAUAUGGAAGCAGUCGCGUCGGUGGUAGCGCAUGAGCUAGCCCACCAGUGGUUUGGCAACUUGGUGACCCCUCGCUGGUGGAACGAUCUGUGGCUAAAGGAGGGCUUUGCUACUUACAUCAGCUACAUUGCCUUGAACGCCAAUGAAAAACGCUGGCAUAUGUUUGAAUCCUUUGUGCAGAAGGAGUUGCAGGAAGCGUUUGAGAAGGACUCGGACCGUAACUCCCAUCCUAUCUCGUUCCCCGUCAAUACGCCUUCCGAUAUCCGGCGAAUUUUCGAUCCGAUCUCGUACAGUAAGGGUGCAGCCAUCGUGCGUAUGAUGGAUAGCUUUCUUGGAGACAUUGCGUUUAAGCGGGGCAUUCACGAGUAUCUGCAAAAGUACCAGUUUGAUAAUGCGGUGCAGGACGACCUGUGGGAUAUCCUGACCGCUGAAGGGCAUCGGGCCAGAACGCUACCCACCGAUCUAGACGUGAAACAAAUCAUGGAAACGUGGACGCUGCAGCCCGGUUAUCCGGUUAUCACCUUUGAACGAAAUGGCAGCAGACUCACCAUCUCGCAGCAACGCUAUUUGCUGCCGUCGCGAAAUUCCAGCGACGAUACACGCUGGUACAUUCCCCUAACUAUUGUGGCUGAGUCGCAACGCGCACACGAGCCACUCAAAGUUCACUGGUUCCCCUACGAGAAUGCGACCAUCCAGCUACAAAUCGCGAUAGAAUCGGACGAAUACCUCUACGCCAACGCCGACCGGGCCGGAUACUAUCGCGUGAACUACGACUAUGCCUCCUGGAAAAAACUGACGAACAACUUCGCUAAGUUGCCGCCGCUCACACGUAUGCAGUUGGUUGAUGAUGCGUUUCAGCUAGCCCGGGCUGAGUACAUACAGUACGACAUACCGCUAACGCUGAUACUAGUUGUUACGCAGCAGUAUCGCGACAUUCCAGCUUGGGCGGCCCUUUCCCGGUCGUUAGCCUACAUCAACAACAUGAUGUCGCGUGAACCAGCAUAUGAGACGUUGCUGGCAGUGAUGCGAUCGACAUUGCGUCCAGCGUUCGAUGCGGUUGGGUUCGAGGACCGUGCCGAGGAUAGCCACCAGGAUAUGAUACACCGCGAGCGCGUGGUUAAUCUCGCCUGCCACUAUGGCAUCGACAAGUGCUCAGUUCAGGCGCAAACGCUGUUCCGUCGCUGGAUGACCGAUUUCCGCGACAAUCGUAUACCGCCCAGCCUUAAAGAGACUAUUUACUGUACAUCGCUACGCGACGGUGGCGUCCCGGAGUGGAACUUUGCCUUUAAGCGUUAUCAAGAUACGGACAGUGCGUCUGAGAAGGAAAUUAUUCUCAACGCCUUGGGUUGCACCGUGAAACCAUGGCUGCUAUCUAAGUAUCUGAAUAUGACCAUCAGUCCAGCAUCCGGCAUUUUGAAGCAGGAUGGUGUACGCGCCUUCCAGGCUGUGGCCACCAACUUCGCUGGUAGCGAUAUUGCAUUUAAUUUCCUCUACGAGAACAUUGCCGACAUCAAUGCUUACUAUGGUGAUGGAUUCUCGACGCUGUCGAAAAUGAUCGACUCGGUCACUCUGCUGAUGAACAAACCGCACCACAAAGAGCGAUUCGAUCGGUUCGCGUACAAGGCCAAGCAGCUGGGACUGCCUACGAUUGAGAAGUCAAUCCUGUUGGCUAAGGAGCAGAUUCUCAACAACAUCUACUGGCGUUCGCGCUCUUACCAUCAGCUGCAACAUUUUCUCGUUCAGCUGAUCAAAGAUUUGAACUUUAAUAUGUAUUAGCGGUGGCGACUUCGCUCACCCGUAAUAUACUACGGAAAAGCGCGUGCGUGAUUUCACUUAAAGUCAAAAACUUUUUAAUAGGUUCAGAGACUCGAACAGUCACAGUUAAACUUUCAAAAAUUUUAAAAAGAAUAGUGAUAGUAAGAAAAGUUCGUAGCCAUCAACAAUCGUAAUGAUGGACAGUACUGUGAACCAAAUAUGCCUCGCAUCGAAAAAAAAAAAAACGAGUAAACGCUGUGCCUUUUUAAUCGGCUGCAAUCGUCAUGCCACCGGAGUUCAAUGUGGCCAUACCAGCGCACCUGGUUUUAAGAAAGUCAAUUAGUGUCUUUCAUUUAUUCAUUUGUUGUGGUGGCGCUUUAAACAUUUAUACGCUUUUCGACCGUACCCGAUACCAAACAAACUGUUACGGAUAUAGCAAUAGUCAACGUGACCGCAUGCCCCAAGUUUGGUCAAAAUUGCGUUGUCCGAUGUGAUUAUGCAGUUGCGCGCUGUAUAGAAGUAGUCUUGUAGAAGCCUCGUAGUUUUAAGCAAACUUAAGAUUUGUUCGAAGGCGGCAGAUAAGGAAACAGGAAUGGAAGCCAACAUCAACAUUCAUACUAUUUUUUGGAGACUGUUUUAGCUGUUAGCGCAGAUUAACUCUGUUAACGUGUACGAGUGUUCAUGCGAUUUAAAGUUAAACUUUGUACCAAUGCUGGGAAUGUAUAGACGACGUGAAGGAAGGUUGACGGUUCUGUCCGAUCACCUUACUGCCUUCGGGUUGCACCAGCUUACGUUCAGCUUUCGUCUUGCACUAACUUCUACGAUGUAUUACUUGUUUUAGAACUUUACAAACAGUAUUCAGUUUGGAAUAGGUGAUAGUUCGAUCUUAAAGAUAUUUAAAACAGUUUCCACGAUGCCGUAGUUUAUGAGGAAUUCAAUACUAAAUACCCAGGGUAGCUCACGUAAAAAGAAGAUAAGAUAUGGAAAAAAGGAAUUACCGUAACGAACACAUUGGUUUAGCUCCAUACCAACAGACUACUGUGAGUGUUUGUUGUAUUUAUACCAUAAUGCAUGCUCGAUUAAUAAUAACAUUUAUGCGCGUCGCAAGAACGCACAUAUAACAGUUAUUUUCUCUUUUUCGACCAGCAUGUAUAAGCCACAAUAAAAGUGCGUUAAGCAUA
Molecule: messenger RNA, 5191 nt
Organism: Anopheles darlingi
Lineage: Eukaryota; Metazoa; Arthropoda; Insecta; Diptera; Culicidae
Product: aminopeptidase N
Exons: 10
Coding region: 897-4031 (1044 amino acids)
Biological process (GO): peptide catabolic process; proteolysis
Cellular component (GO): cytoplasm
Molecular function (GO): zinc ion binding; metalloaminopeptidase activity; peptide binding
Source: RefSeq, a predicted model, not a curated record